AUGACGAGCUCGAAUGCGACUUCUGAUGACCGCAUGCUGUGUGCAUAUCUGCGGAAACCCCCCAGGAAGCGCCGGCGAAGCGACAAGGAACCAUCAGACGGACGGCCAUAUGGCUUGUUAAAACAACGCAGACAGACCUUGCGCGGGACAGAGGCUGCUGAACCCUUGACGCAGACGGCGCUAACCACAGCUGCACUAGAGGAACAUAAUCGCCAAACACACACGGGAACGAAAAGCUCUCCCAGGAUCCAACCACCUAAUCACAGCCCCCCUACACAAUCGUUUCUUGAGAUGAUUCGGGAACGCAGCAUCGAAGGUGGUCCUGAUCUGUCUGAUCUCAGAGGUUAUCCGUUCCCGGAAGGCUUCAUGAUCGAUGCAGGAACAUCCACUUCGGACGCCAUGCUCCCGCGACGGCGUGUAUAUCCGUCACUGGCAAGCGGGGUUAUAAAGGGCACCGAUAGUACGUCGGUCUAUAGUCAGAAUUUCGUGCUGAACCUUAUUGACCACGGUAUCAACCCUAUCGGAACAACGAUGGAAAUACCGAAUAAUUGGAGGGAGAUAAAUAAACGGGUUAUCCGUCGGCGGCCUUCUCUGUCACUUUCAAAGUUUACAAGGGCGGACUUUGAGAGAUUCGUGCAGGCAGAUGUAUUUGCGUCGAAGACGCAGCAUCUGAGGUCAUCGGUAGUUCCGCUGAUUGAAGGUAAUACUGGAGACGCAAGCUGCGUUCGCAGCGGAUGUCCACUUGAGAAUCUUGCUCCUUUAAUAGACGGGACAUCAACAGCCCACCCUGAUGUACUUUAUGGUGCUCACCCUGAGGAUCUUGAUCCGCGAAUUCGCAGGGAUCUCAACGACAAAAUCAUUCCUUUCACCCAGCACGCUCUCCCAGUGCUACCAAAUUUCUUCUUAGAAGUGAAAGGGCCCGGUGGGACCUUGAUAGAUCUGACGCGGCAAGCUUGUUACGACGGUGCACUAGGUGCCCGAGGUAUAAAUUGUCUUCAGUCCUACAAGCGUGCCAGACAAGUCUAUGACAACAAUGCAUAUACCGUCACAGCAAUAUACCACGGUGGUUUGUUGAAGUUAUUCACAACCCACCUGUCUGCUCCGAAAGUCAAAGGUGGCGAAGCUGAGUAUAUCAUGACCCAGCUUAGAGCCUUUUGUAUGACGGAUGAAACCCAAUUUCGGGAAGGAGCAGCUGCAUAUCGAAACGCGCGGGAUUGGGCCAAAGAUAAAAGAGACGAGCUCAUCAGGGCCGCAAACGAACGGCUUAUCGGGUCCCAAUCUGGCAGCGAUUCCGACAGGACUGACUGCUGUGAUGUGAGAAUCAAAGUGUCUAAAGUCUUGAAGAGUUCGAAGACUGGCAAGCCCUUGCCGAACUGA
Uncinocarpus reesii 1704 is the source of this 1377-nucleotide messenger RNA. RefSeq lists its product as uncharacterized. The record is from RefSeq and is a predicted model, not a curated record. The transcript is spliced from 2 exons. Bases 1 to 1377 code for a protein of 458 amino acids. Lineage: Eukaryota; Fungi; Ascomycota; Eurotiomycetes; Onygenales; Onygenaceae.